Messenger RNA from Trichomonas vaginalis G3, 216 nucleotides. RefSeq lists its product as uncharacterized. Lineage: Eukaryota; Parabasalia; Trichomonadida; Trichomonadidae. The coding region runs from base 1 to 216 and encodes 71 amino acids. The transcript has a single exon. The record is from RefSeq and is a predicted model, not a curated record.
AUGUGUAAAGAAACAGAUGAUGCAGGGCCCCCGGAAACAAAUGCACCGAAGUCGAAGAUACCUAAAGGCCUUCCAGAACCAGGAAAAAUAGCUCAAAUUCCUCCUGAAGCACUAGUUCCGCCAACCCAUGAAUUACAACUUGAGCAAAUGCAACCUACGAUCGCUAAUCAAGAAACAUUCACAGAUAAAGAACUAUCUUCCGUUUCCGAAGAUUAA